Messenger RNA from Strigops habroptila (Kakapo), 3237 nucleotides. RefSeq names its product methyltransferase like 15 (gene METTL15). Gene Ontology annotation, biological process: rRNA base methylation. Bases 171 to 1388 code for a protein of 405 amino acids. NCBI's taxonomy places the organism in Eukaryota, Metazoa, Chordata, Aves, Psittaciformes, Psittacidae. The transcript has 6 exons. The record is from RefSeq and is a predicted model, not a curated record. Gene Ontology annotation, molecular function: rRNA (cytosine-N4-)-methyltransferase activity.
GCCUGGUCGGUUCUGGCGCGGUCGCCCCCGGGGUUCGGCAGCUCUGUAAUGUCGCGCGCGUGGGUGUGCGGGCCCCUGGAGUGAGCCGUGUCCCGCAGCGGCUGCGGGCGGCUGCCUUGGGCAGUGGCUCUGCUGGCGUGGAGGCCGAGUGGAGGUUGAUCAACUCCAAAAUGUUAUCCCAGCGUGUGUGCCAAGUUUACAAAUGUUUGGUUUUGCGCAACUUAAAACUGAAUUCAAUAAAUGUGGCUAUUUUGGCCGGGAGGAUCCAUUCUUCGUCAAAAAAGCUUUCUGACUUGGAGUUAAAGGAACAAACCAUCCAGAAAUGUGAAACUGAAGAGUUGCCUCAAAGUAUAGAAAACAAUGAUCGUGGAAGAUUGCACAUACCAGUGAUGCUGGAGGAGGUUGUUAAUUGUUUAUCCCCUCAGCCAGGUGAGCGUUUCCUUGACAUGACGUUUGGAGCCGGCGGUCACACUACAGCUCUUCUAGAGAAAACCAGCAACAUCACGAUAUAUGCACUGGACAGGGACCCCACAGCUUAUAACAUAGCUCAGCAGCUUUCAGAAUCGUACCCGAAACAGAUUCAAGCUCUUCUAGGACAGUUUAGCCAGUCAGAAGCUUUGUUAAUCUCCUCCGGAGUUGAGCCAGGGACUCUAGAUGGAGUUCUCUUGGAUGCUGGCUGUUCUUCUAUGCAAUUUGAUACACCUGAAAGAGGAUUUUCCCUGCAGAAGGAUGGACCUUUGGACAUGAGGAUGGAUUGUGACAGGUACCCUGACAUGCCCACUGCUGCUGAUGUUGUGAAUGCUUUAGAUCAACAGGCGCUUGCGUCCAUCCUGAGAACAUAUGGGGAGGAGAGGCACGCCAAGAAAAUUGCUUCAGCUAUCGUUCAGGCACGCAGCAUAUACCCCAUCACCAGGACUCAGCAGCUUGCAAGCAUUGUUGCAGGUGCUUUUCCAGCAUCAGCAUUGUAUGCACGGAAGGACUUGCUGCAGAGACCUACGCAUGUUGCUACCAAAACUUUCCAAGCUCUGCGAAUAUUUGUAAAUAAUGAACUCCAUGAACUCCUUAUAGGGCUGAAGACAGCUGAGAAGUUUCUAAAACCGGGAGGUCGCCUUGUAGCCCUCUCCUUUCAUUCACUAGAAGAUCGUAUUAUCAAACGUUUUCUUCAUGGAAUAGACAUGACAGAGAAGUAUAAUCUUGGCGCAAAACAAAAGAUAAGACAGGCUCUGAAAAAUUGCUCCAAAGAAGAAGAUACAGAAGAAAUAUCCCCUGGAAAAUCCAAUUCAAAGUGGAUUUUUAUACAGAAAAAAGUCCUUACACCCCAGGCCAAGGAUAUUCAAACAAACCCAAGAGGAAGGUCAGCCAAGCUAAGAGCUGCUAUUAAACUCUAAAACAAAACAGAUAAUUGUAUAAUUGUAUCAUUUCCUUAAAUUUUGUUUUCCAGAAGGCUAACUGGAAUAGAUAGUAUCAAACUGAAAAAAAUAAAUUUAGUGCUGUUAGAAAAGAUUUCUUUCUUACCUUUGUGUUUCUUUCUAAUUAGGAUGUAGUGUCGAGCAUCAGAAGGUAAAAUAAAUGCAGAUAGGUGAGUGUCACUAAGUAUACAAAAAAGACAUUUUUUAAAAAGAGCAUCGAAGACAAAGUUUAUAGAAAUUACAGGUUUGAUGUAUUUACAGUAUUUCCUUUAGAUUAAAUUCAAAACCCUGAUGUUAACAGUCUCAACUCAGUAGCUGAUUGAGAGACAGACCCAUUUUUAUGGGGUUUCACACACCUCAGUUAGAUGGCUGGUUUAGUCUAGAGUAAGUUUAAACUAACCUAAGAAUUCAUGAUACCUAAGUCUUUUUUUCUCAACUGACUUGUUGCAUGGAUGCCUGUGGGGCAAGAGCUAGUACUUAAAUAAAUAAAUUGGUAUCGGUAUGUAAUGUUCUAUACAGGAAUUCAUAAAUUUACUUUUACCUUUUUUUUUUUAAAUAAAUAUUUACUUCUUGGAGUGAUGACCUGGUUAUUUAAUGAUUAUGGAUUCUAAAUAAUAAAUGUAUCUUGGGAAAAAAAGAUACUUAGAAUAGCAGUGUUUGCACUUGGGUAGUACAAGCAAGCAGUCAGAUUUGUACUUGACCAUUUGAAUUCCUUCCUGUGACUGUAACUUCUGGGCAUAGAUGCAGUACAACCUUUAGGUGUGGAUGGAAUUCUAAUUAACCCAUCAAGAAAAGGGUGUUGCAGUCUUAUGAAGUGUUUUCGUUUGCUGGUGAUCAUUUAUGAAGAGGUGCUACUUAGGUAAGUAUUGAAUUAUUUUAUAGAAGGCCCAUUGUAACCCUGUUUUCCUAUUUGGAUGCUAUAGGUAGUGGAAGAUGUAACAAUUUAUUUUUUUAGUAAGUCAAUAUGAAUUGGAUAUUCUAAUAAAAGACCAUUGUUUUGCUAUCUUUGCAUGUUAAAAAGGAUUGGAAAAUAGUGUAAGUUUCAAUUCCUUUGACCUCUGAUUCAUCUCUUCAGGAAUAAAAGUUUCAAUAUUGUUUAAUUCCUUGGUAAAGCUGUGUCAUGUAAUGUGUUCUUAGGUAUACAUGAUAAUAUCUGUCGCUAAUCUGAAAUAACAUUUGGGUGGUGAUGAGCAUUUCAUUAUUUUCUGAAAUUUCAAUAUUUUUCAACUAUUUUUCAUUCUAAAUUCUAUUAAAUAUUAAGUAAAGCAUUCCACUUCAAAUAAUAUUACUUACUGUUGGCAUCUUAGAGACAAGAGACUGUACCUUAAAUAGACGUUUUUUCAUGCAAACAUUAAAUAUAAAUAGCUAAUGUUAUUUUUAGCUAAAAUUCAAUACUGAAACAUACUCCAGUUGUAAGCUGGAAAAAUUGUACCUCCAGCAUGGGCUUGGAAAAGUUGUAGUGCCAUGCUGUGCAUUCUUCAGGAACACACUUCAGGAAAAGACCAUCCAAUUACAACAGAAGUAUCAGCAUCCCAUAAAUGAUAUGAAAGCAUUGCAAUUCCUUAUGCUUAAAACAAUGAUUCAAAUCCAUCCAUUCUCACAUCUGAUUUCAAAGGCAGUUUCUUAUGUUUGUUGAACCUAGUGUAGAUCAGGUUUCAUAAAUACAGUCCCUCGGUUAGGGACAGUAAGAGAUUUUUCUUCAUCUCUGGGUUGGAGUUGUGCAGCCAUGGCACUGCUUCAGUCAUUGAGCUUUUCUUUAAGGGACCUGUUUUUCUCAGGGUCAUCUCGCUUUCAGCUUUAAACCUAAGGUAUGGAGAGUCCUGGAGUU